Molecule: messenger RNA, 2480 nt
Organism: Chlamydomonas reinhardtii
Lineage: Eukaryota; Viridiplantae; Chlorophyta; Chlorophyceae; Chlamydomonadales; Chlamydomonadaceae
Exons: 1
Coding region: 96-1004 (302 amino acids)
Molecular function (GO): nucleic acid binding; zinc ion binding
Source: RefSeq, a predicted model, not a curated record
CAUUCAACAGGUUAUGAGCCCCGCGUAGUUGCGGCGGGUUGCGCUUUGUCGAGUAAAGACAAGAUAACCGAUAGGCUGUAGGCCAGUGAGCGCAAAUGAACGAUGAGGGCGGAGUCUGUGGAAAGCCGAUUAUGCUCGAGCAAAGCACGGCCCACAUUUGGCUCUCCAAGUUAAGGAUUUAUCUUAACUGGAAGGAGCUGGGUCCGGCUAUCCGUGACGACGACGCGCCGGAGGCGAAGCAGCAGAAGGCGGUCGCCCUUAUCCUGAGCCAUGUGAGGCUGUCCGACCACUUCAUCUAUGAGGAGCUGCUAGAGACCCUGGAAGCGGAGAAGAAGGCCAACCCUACUGCCAAGCAGAACGAGGCGAAGCGCCUUGUGCAAGCGCUGAUGGCAUACUACAAGAAGCUGGCGGCUGGAAAUCACCGUCAGUGGGCAGCCGACCUGGGCAGCGUCAGGCUGGGAGGGAGCGAGCAGAUUAGCGAGCUCAUCCAGCGCAUUGCUGACAUGGUGGAGAGGCUGUGUUGGUCGGGAUGCCCGGGCUACACCAACGGCGACCGCGACAGGCUCGUCGUGUCGGCAGCAUUCAAUGCUCUGCCGCAGGAGUAUGCCAGCGUUGUGGCCAUUGCAGAGGAGUUCUACACGAGCACUGGCAGGUGGAGCGUGCCGGACGCGGAGUCGAGGCUCACGCGGUUCCAGAACACCCUGACCAGCGUGCGCGGUAGCAGCAGCAGUGGCGAGCCGUCAAUUCACUUUGUGCGCGGCGUGGGAGGCGGCCGUGGUGGCCGCGGAGGGCGCGGUGUGCGCAACAAGGAGAACAUCCAGUGCCACAGGUGCCAGGGCUGGGGACACUACAAGUACGAGUGCCCAGAGCAGGCCGCUGAGGGCGGCGGUGGCAACCGGGGGCGCGGUGCACACGUUGGCCGGGACGGCGGUGACCGGCGCAUGUGGGCGGUGAACGUGGACCAGGGAAACGGCCGGGGGCGCGGCCGGGGGGUCCGCGCCUAGUAGCGUUCGUAGGAGCAGAAGAUAUGAUGUGGAGCAUAGACUAUGAUGCUAGCUCCGAUGUGAUGUGAACGGCCACGUUGGGCUGUCGGUGCGAGUAAAGCAUCGUGAGUAUGUCGGUGCGAGUAAAGCAUCGUGAGUAUGUCGGUGCAAGGAAGGCAUCGUGAGUACGAUAUGCGUGCGAGUAUGACACGCGGUGUGAGUGAAGCACCAGUAUGAGACGUGCAAGUGAAGCACGGGGUGUGAGUUAAGCACCUGGAGAUGUACGAGAGCAAAUGCAACGGAAUUGGCUUUGCGACUGUUGCACGAGUGAGGUGCACAGGUAUGUUAUGUGGCGCGUGAGGCCUGAUUACUGCGGUAUGGCCUGAUCACAGCGAGUGAGGUCUGAUCACUGCGAGUGAGACCUGAUCACUGCGCGAGACGCCAGCGGUUGAGAGUUGCUGUUAUGCUCUUAUCAUAUGAUGUUAAAAGAUCAUCUUAUGUGUAUGGCUCUCAAGCACUUGAAGCUAUGAUGCCGGUAGUGCGGCAUGAUGCGGUGUGUGAAACCGCAGGUACGGUGAAGUGAAGCCGUAAGUACAGCGGAUGCGGGAGCAUUCGGACACGGGGGAGCCGUGCAGAUAUGAUUGAGUAUGGAUUUCCGGAUGGAAUUGAUUGCGAUAGAAGACCGUAUUGAUUUGUGCUGAUUAUGGACGAUGCAGUGAGAAAGAGAAAGACGUGAUCUUGAGGACACGAGGACAUGGGACGAUUGCAGUAGCACAGUGACUACAAGCGGCAAGCGUACGAGGUAUGCAAGGAAUUGUCUGUAGCACGUGAUUUGAGGUAGGAGGCUAUUGCGAUACGUAAUUUGAGUAUGGAGUUCUGCCCGCGGGGGAGUGUUGAGAUAUCGGUCAGAACUAUCCAUAAGGGAGAACGUAGGGGAGUUCCGAGAGUGUGUGUGCGAUACACCAUGCAAGGACCUGACCCGGAACCCAUGCGAGGGUAUAAGCCAGAGAGCUACCCGUUAUAGUUAAGUAGUGUGGUACUAUGUAAUGUGCGAAACAGUCUGACUGUCAGCCGCCCCUACUUCCGGCUAGCGAUAGUCGUAAUCACCAUUCAACAGCAGUGAAGUGUCGAACGAAGUGAGAAUGAGAGACCACGGCGCUCAGAGUUCAGAGGCAUUAGAGAUCCAAAGGGUAGCACGUGCAACGCAUUUGUCUGGCGGCAGGCGAGUCUGUAGGGCGCUGUGCCGCUUAAGGGAACUUGGCGAACCGUGGCGUGUUAGGAAGGGCAACGAAGGGGUCCAUACAGCCGAGCUAGACAAGCAGUGCACGGCGUCGCACGAAGUGCACAAACUGUUGUGACUCAAAGCUACUAGUGACAGCACCCAUGAUGAGCUGAGCGAUGUUCACGGAAUGGGAGCGAAAAGGGCGAGGGGUACAGAAUGAAACGCAGCAUUUGCGAGGCAUCGGUCAAUCCGUGCGGCUGUAACGUCCAGUCGAC